Molecule: messenger RNA, 3972 nt
Organism: Osmia lignaria (orchard mason bee)
Lineage: Eukaryota; Metazoa; Arthropoda; Insecta; Hymenoptera; Megachilidae
Source: RefSeq, a predicted model, not a curated record
AUGCCAAAGUCGCGCGAUACUUCACCCGCGUCGCAACCGGCGGAAGUGUCGGCCGGCAGUUUGGCAGAGGAAGCGCACGCAGCGCCGCACCUUUUACAAAUGCCGGAAGAUCCGAUGCGGCCAUCUGCCCUCGUACGUUCGGCAUCAGGUGCGUCGGUCACGACGCCUGAAGACGCCUCGCAGCCCGCUCAGGGGACGCGCAUCCGCUCUCCAUCCCGGCUCACGUCAGAGCUACAAGUUCGAGCCAGGGUGCAAGAAGAGCGGUUGGAAACGAUCCUGGGCUUUGUGGAAGACCUCCAUGCCAGCGCAGCAAAGGAGCCUCUGGAGAUGAUAAUGGAGGAGGUGACGGAAACGCGGAACACUCUCAUGGAACUUCACAUAAAUUUCCAGCGGGCGCAUCAGGACCUGAGUCGCUUGUGGCCCGUGUCUCAACUCGAGCACGGGUACUUUAAACAAAAAUCAGCCUCCGCAGAGGAAAGGGCCGCUCUUUCGGCGCGCAAGCUCCUUGCGCAGCUGGAACGCAGAUUGACUCUGGCCGCUCAGACGUCGCAGCCCACGACGACUACGCAGACCUUGCAACCGGCACCACGCAGGUCACGACUACCGGAGAUUCCGCUCCCGACGUUUGAAGGGGAGUAUGAGAAAUGGCAAGAUUUUAAGUCCGCCUUCACUUCAGUCAUCAAGGACCGCGCAGAAUUGACAGACGUUGACCGGCUCCAUUACCUAAAAGGGGCAGUCGGCGGAGCAGCCGCCAAUCUCAUCCAGCACCUGCCUCCUACAGAGGACGCGUUCGCCCGUGCAUGGGAACUGCUGGAUGAGCGAUAUGAGAACAAACGGCUCAACGUUCAGUCUCAGUUAGACCGCAUAUACAAUCUGAAGCCGAUGAAACAGAGAAGAGCGGCCUCUCUCAUAAAAAUGACGAACAUUAUCGGCGAGACCCAGCAGUCGUUGCGGAGUUUCCAGCUCCACGAUCCACACAACUGCUUCCUGCUCGGCUUCUUGGUGCGUUUGCUAGAUACCGAUACUCGAGAACGGUGGGAAUCCUCGCUGGCCUCGCAGGUGGAAUAUCCUACCAUGGAAGAGUUCUUGCGCUUCCUACUAGCACGGGCACGCACUCUGGAACAGUUGGAGCGGAUGGCGGAGCAAAAGGCCUCACAGCCCGCGCAGCCAACGUCAGGACGUCCUGCCAGCCGCGACAUCCGGUUGGUGCAACAAAAAACCGCAGUACACGCAGCCGCCGUUACUCAGCCCACGCCAUCGACGACCGGCACUACUACCACUUCUCGUCCACGAACAGCAGCACUGUAUCCUUGUGCGCUCUGCUCCAGGGACCAUUUCCUAUCAGCGUGCCCUGUAUUUAGAGACAAGAACGUGGAGGACCGCAUCAGUGUCGUGAAGGCCCAAGCAGUUGCCGUACGGCACAGAGAUGCAAAGUCUUUAGUAAAUCAGCUUAGACUCAGACGACAACGCUCCUCGUUGGAUGUUCACAGAGUUGGUGGAGCACGGACCUCGCAGACCAAUGGAGUGGUCAAUAUUAGCUUCCAUUCAAACUACAGACCACUCUCAGUCACCAUUCAAGCACACGUGCUUGCGAAGGUGACCACAUGCUUACCAUCGGACCCGCCAGCUCGUCCAACGCUGCCAUCGCAUCUGGAGAAAUUGAACCUAGCUGAUCCUCAAUUUCUCAAAUCCGGACCAGUGGACAUCAUUCUCGGAGCAGACGAAUACGGGCAAGUCAUCAAGCCAAACAUUAUUCGGCACGCUUCAACACCGUUGAUCGCUCAACUUUCAAUCUUCGGUUGGCUCAUAAUCGGGCCCCUCGUGGGCAUUCAGACAAUUCGCAGGACUUCUCAUCAGGUGACAGUCAAUAAUACUGAUCGCCAACUGAGUGAGUUACUCAGCCGCUUCUGGACGCAGGAAGAGCCACCGCCGGACACGGCACCCUUGCACAAACCAGACGAGCAAGAGUGCGAAGAUGAUUUCAAGACCACGCAUGCAAGAGACGCCUCAGGAAGAUACAUCGUGCGAUUGCCGCUCAAACUACACCCUCGAGCACUUGGCAAUUCGUAUCAGACGGCGCACAAUUGUCUUCAGAGGACCCUCAGACGACUCAGCAAGGACGCUCAGUACAAACAGCUGUACACCAAGUUCAUGCUCGAGUAUGAGCAGCUUGGUCAUAUGGUAAGACUGAUCAACGACUCAAUAACUAGUCCGUUUCAGUACUUUCUUCCGCAUCAUGGCGUUCUGAAGUUGGGCAGCACGACCACCGCACUGCGUGUGGUUUUCAACGGCUCCAGUCCAACUUCUUCAGGAUACUCGCUGAACGAUCUUCUACACACCGGUCCAAAUCUGAUGCUGAAUAUCGCAGAUCUGCUCAUCUGGAUACGCAGAUACAAACAUCUGUUUGCAACCGACGUCACGAAGAUGUACCGACAAAUCAAGGUGCAUCCAGAUGACUGGAGCUUGCAGCAGAUACUCUGGCUUGAUGACACGCAGAAGGAAACGUAUGUCGAUGACAUUUUUGGUGGCGCAGAUAUCGCAGAACAUCUACAAGAUAUUGCAAAUCAGCUGACGCAGUUGUGUCAAGCGGGUGGAUUUCCACUCGCAAAAUGGCAUUCCACGAGCAAAUCGUUGCUGGAAGACCUCGCACCAGACCAGAACAACGCAUCAAUCUCAUUCGACGACUGCGCAACCAAAAUACUCGGAAUUAAAUGGAUUCCACAUCAGGACACGUUUAACUUCUCGACCAUAUCAGCUACUCAACGCGUGCAGUUCACGAAACGCAUCGUCCUCUCAGAAGUAGCACAACUCUUUGAUCCACUCGGUUUUGUUGCACCUGUAAUUAUCAGAGCUAAAAUUCUUAUUCAAGAGUUUUGGUUACAGGAACUCAGUUGGGACGACAUCCUGCCGCUUCAUAUCACUCAACGAUGGUUACGCAUCAGAGAAGAUCUAACCAGCUUGGCCAAGCUUUCCAUCCCACGAUGGUUCAACACCACGACCACGUCGACAGUUGAACUUCAUGGCUUCGCUGAUGCAUCAGUCCUCGCAAUGGCAGCCGUCAUCUACCUCGUCGUACACGCACCGUCCACGGGUACCCAAGCUUCGCUUGUCUGCUCGAAAACGCGAGUGACACCACUCAAACGUCUGACCAUCCCGAGGUUGGAACUCACAGCAGCGCUGCUCCUCUCCAAACUGAUGCGGCAUGUUCACGCUACUUUGAACAUGACCGUUACUCAGACAUUUUUGUGGACGGACUCAGAAGUCACUCUUGCAUGGAUCAAGACGCAUCCCUCCAAAUGGAAGGAUUACGUUCGCAACAGGGUAAUCCAGAUCCAGGAGAUUACGCAGAACUUUCACUGGAGGCAUGUACCAGGAUCAUCGAAUCCAGCUGACUGCGCGUCAAGAGGCAUGGCGACAGAACAGCUCCAACAGCACUCGCUUUGGUGGACGGGACCACCGUGGAUCACGCAAUCUCAGGACACGUGGCCCAAGCAGACCAGUGUCGACGCAGACGAGUUGGACGCCCCCGAAGCUCGUGCUGUCGUCUCACUCCACACGGCAAACGCAGUAAAGGAAUAUUCAUGGGAAUUAAUCUAUAAAUAUUCUUGUGUUAACAGAUUACUCAGAAUCACCGCUCUAUGCCUCAAAUUCGUGGACAAGCUGUUCAAACGACAGGACACUUCGCCCACGCAUUUCGUCUCAGCAGCUGAUAUGGAAAGAGCCAGAAUUUACUGGAUUCAGGCCACGCAGUUUGCAUUCUUCAAGGACGAACUCGCUGCCAUCACAAAGGGAACUACACUUCCGUCAACGCAUCCAUUUACGAGGCUCACCGCUUACCUUGACCAUCAAGGGAUCGCCAGAGUAGGCGGACGUCUCCAACACUCAGAGCUUUCGCACGACGGCAAACAUUCUGUCAUCUUGCCUCGUGAUUCAAGAUUCUCUGCUCUUCUCAUCGACCACGCUCAUCAUUAG